AUGUCCACCAACAAUCAAGAACCUCCUGCCCUAAGGACACGCCGACGGGCUGCCCUACUCACUCCAUCCCAGGAGGAAGAAGAUAUUUCCGGUCCAAUUGAUGGCCCCGGUGGUGCUUCUACUGGUGAUGCUCCUCAGUCUUCUGGGCUAGGCGAGACCGAGCAGACAUCUGUCUUACCUGCCGACAUUCCUCUCCCUCCUCCAUCCCCCAUGCCGGAACUACCUGAUAAUGAAGAGGGCAACCCCAACCCCAACCCCAACCCCAACCCUAUCAACACCCAAGCCCCUGCCCAAAACGACAACGAUGACGAGUCUUCAGGCUCUGACCUUCCGUCUAAUAAUGGGCAGCCGAACAACGCUGCGGGUAACAGGGGACCUACUUCGACAACUCCUGCCCCUUCUCUCCUCCCUCCGGCGGCAACUACUGCGGAGCUGAUUCAGCUUCGUACCCUCGAAGUUCUCGAGCGUCUCGCUGCUACUACUGCUCGUGCCUCCACCACUCCCCCUGCCCCUACGACCUAUUCUCCAAGCCCCUCACGAGCUCUCGAGCCAGAAACCAUCACUCGAGACCGAGUCAAAGUAGCCAAUGCGCCCGAACCUUUCAGCGGUAAUCGCUCAAAGCUCGAGUACUUCAUCGCGAAUAACCGCAUCUACUUCGACACAUAUCCGAGUUCUUUUGUCUCGGACAAAGAGAAGAUCACCUAUAUGCUCACGAAUAUCCGUGGUCCUGUGUGGGCAUCCUUACAGCCUUACGUCAACCAGGAACCACGGCCGUUCAUCCUUCAAGAUCUAUCGGCAUUCAUCUCCCAUCUUCGCCGACACUGGGGCACGUCCGACGAGAAGGGAAAUGCCAAACGUAGCCUGCGAAUGUUACGUCAGACCGGCACAGCAGACUCCUUCUUUGUCGAGUUCCAACACCUCACUUCUAUUCUUGGUUGGGAUAUCGACAGCGAGGCACUCAUCGACCAGGCUAUCGAAAAGAUGUCUGAAGAACUUCAGGAUGAGCUUGCUCGAGCCCAUUUCGAGCCUACCACGUUCAGUGAGCUUAUGGACUGGGCUACUACCCUCGACAACCGCCUCCGAGCGAGAGCUGCAGACAAAAGCAGUUCUGUUC
Cryptococcus wingfieldii CBS 7118 is the source of this 1114-nucleotide messenger RNA. RefSeq lists its product as hypothetical. The annotation marks the transcript as partial. The transcript has a single exon. NCBI's taxonomy places the organism in Eukaryota, Fungi, Basidiomycota, Tremellomycetes, Tremellales, Cryptococcaceae. The record is from RefSeq and is a predicted model, not a curated record.